CCAGUAAGGAACUCGUCUAAGCAGGCCCAUGUGGUGCACUGAAAACCGGGCGACAGGACAGCACUUCAGAAAUAUCCACCUUUAAAAUAAUACAUUUUGCAUCUUGAUGUGUUUAUAGCUCGCGUUUCCAAAAUGCUAUUAGAAGCAUUAGAAGGGGAUGUUACAGUCGUCUGUAAUGCCAUUACCGCCUCUGUACGGAUUGAGGUGGAACCAGUUGGCCGUUGGUUUGAGGCCUUUGUCAAGAGGAGGAACAGAAAUGUGUCAGCCUCCUUCCAGGAGCUGGAGGAAGAGGAGGAGCUGUCUGAGGAGUCAGAGGAUGAAGAGCUACAGCUGGAGGAGUAUCCUUUGCUCCGAACGCUGGACCCCAAAGACUGGAAGAAUCAAGAUCACUAUGCUGUCCUCGCUCUGGCACAUAUGAGAUACAAGGCGACCCAGAAACAAAUCAAAGCUGCCCACAAAGCCAUGGUCUUGAAGCACCACCCAGACAAAAGGAAAGCUGCUGGAGAACAGAUCGUAGAGGGAGACAAUGACUACUUCACCUGUAUAACUAAAGCAAUAGAGAUGUUGUCCGACCCGGUGAAGAGAAGAGCGUAUGACAGUGUGGAUCCUACUUUUGACAACACCGUGCCCUCGAAGGGCGAAGCGAAAGAGAACUACUUUGAGGCGUUUGGUCCCGUGUUUGAGAGAAACGCCAGAUGGUCUUCCAAAAAGCACGUGCCCAAACUCGGGACCAUGGAUUCCACAUUUGAAGAAGUAGAUCAUUUUUACUCUUUUUGGUACAACUUCGACUCAUGGAGAGAAUUUUCGUAUUUGGAUGAAGAGGAAAAGGAGAAAGCUGAAUGUCGAGACGAGCGGCGAUGGAUUGAAAAGCAGAACCGGGCUUCCAGAGCGCAGAGGAAGAAGGAGGAGAUGAACAGAUUGAGAACACUAGUUGACACCGCCUACAACUGUGACCCCAGAAUAAAAAAGUUCAAAGAGGAGGAAAAGGCCAGGAAGGAGUCUGAGAAGAAGGCCAAGGCAGACGCCAAGAGAAAAGAGCAGGAGGAAAGGGAUCGAGCUCGCCAGGCAGAACUGGAGGCCGCCCGGCUAGCCAAGGAGAAGGAGGAAGAGGAGGCCAAGCAGGCCGCCUUGCAGGUCAAGAAGGAGAAGGACAUCCAGAAGAAGGCCAUAAAAAAAGAGAGGCAGAAACUCAGGACUACCUGCAAGAACUGGAAUUACUUUGCCGAAAACGAGUCCGACAGUGUGAAAAUGAUGGGGGAUGUGGAGAAGCUGUGUGACGGCCUGGAGCUAAUGAGUUUGCAGUCCCUCAACGAGACCUUGGCCGCAGGUUCGAAGGAGGAGGGCAAGGCAGCUGUAGAGAAGGAGGUCCAGGGGGUGAACGCCCAGCUGCAGAAGGAGAAGGAGGCGGAGGUCCAGGCCCGCCAGGCUGCACGCACGGCCGAGCAGGCCAGCGGGGGAGGAGGAGGCGGGGGCAAGGGCUGGAACGAGGAGGAGCUGCAGCUGCUUAUCAAAGCGGUCAACCUGUUCCCAGCAGGAACCAACGCCAGAUGGGAAGUCAUCGCCAAUUACAUGAACCUGCACUCCACCAGCGGCAACAAAAGGACAGCCAAAGAUGUCAUCAACAAAGCCAAGAAUUUACAGAAGCUGGACCCCGUCCAGAAAGAUGAGAUUAACAAGAAAGCCUUUGAGAAGUUCAAGAAGGAGCAUGCAGCAGUUCCUCUGACAGUUGACAACGCAGUGCCAUCUGAAAGAUUUGACGGUAGUGCCGCGUCCUGGACCGGUGAGGAGCAGAAGCUGCUGGAGCAGGCCCUGAAGACCUUCCCCGUCAGCACCGCUGAGAGGUGGGAGAAGAUCGCUGCCGCUGUCCCUGGACGCAACAAGAAGGACUGUAUGAAGAGAUACAAGGAACUGGUGGAAAUGGUCAAGGCUAAAAAGGCUGCUCAAGAACAAGUGGGUGGAAAAAGCAAAAAAUGACAGACCUGAAGCAAAACGACAGCAACAAACAACUAGCACCCAUGUUCUUUUAAAGUUAUUGUGUUGGUCUUUAUUUUAUAAUAAAAUUCAAGAAGGAAAAAAAAAAAAACUACAGAAGACUUAAAUACUUUGUAAAGUUCAGUUUCAGUUAAUGUACUGUACAGU
Molecule: messenger RNA, 2139 nt
Organism: Osmerus eperlanus (European smelt)
Lineage: Eukaryota; Metazoa; Chordata; Actinopteri; Osmeriformes; Osmeridae
Gene: dnajc2
Product: DnaJ (Hsp40) homolog, subfamily C, member 2
Exons: 16
Coding region: 133-1974 (613 amino acids)
Biological process (GO): 'de novo' cotranslational protein folding; regulation of translational fidelity
Cellular component (GO): cytosol
Molecular function (GO): Hsp70 protein binding; ribosome binding
Source: RefSeq, a predicted model, not a curated record